AUGGGUGACCACGCUACCACCAACGACCCCUCCAACACCACCUUCGAGGACAAGGGCAAGGGCAAGGAUGUCCAGGACCAACACGAGGAUGACUCCAGCUCGGAGGAGAGUGACAAUGAUAACGAGGAGAUGAUCGAAGACGAAGAUGAGGACAACAACCUCGAGCCCGUCUCCCAGCAGAACAUCAUCCAGGGCGGCCGCCGUACGCGCGGCAAGAUCAUCAACUACGCCGACGUCGCCGAGCAGAACAAGGACGAGAUGGAAGACUCCGACGAAGACGAUGACUACCAGGGCGCCAACGACAAUGACGACGACCAGAUGCGCGACUAA
Molecule: messenger RNA, 330 nt
Organism: Penicillium argentinense
Lineage: Eukaryota; Fungi; Ascomycota; Eurotiomycetes; Eurotiales; Aspergillaceae
Product: histone H2A.Z-specific chaperone CHZ1
Exons: 3
Coding region: 1-330 (109 amino acids)
Source: RefSeq, a predicted model, not a curated record